AUGCCAACCUUGGAAGAUAUCGCUCCUAAUCUGAGUGGUGCAAAAUAUUUCUCCACUCUAGACGCUGCUUCCGGUUACUGGCAGAUUAAGCUAGCAGACGAAAGCUCGAACAUUUGCACCAUGAGGUAUAGAUUCCUAAGAAUGCCAUUCGGAAUCUCAAUAGCUCCUGAGAUAUUUCAACGAGCCAUGCACCAAGUAUUGCAAGGGCUAGAAGGGGUCUCAGUUGUUAUGGACGAUAUUCUGGUAUGGGGAGGAACCAAAACUGAGCAUGACGAAAAUUUGAAACGUGUGCUGGAGAGGUGCCGAAGCUACAACUUACGGUUAAACAAGAAAAAAUGCCGUUUUUUACAGCAAAGUGUCCGCUACUUGGGUCACAUCGUGACUAACGAGGGACUGGCCCUGGACCCAGGAAGACUUCAAGACAUCUUGGAAGUGAAGGAACCGAAGAACCGUAAGGAACUCCAAGUAUUCCUUGGCAUGGUCAACUUUGUAGCUCGGUUCGUGCCCAACAUGUCAACAAUCACGGCGCCGUUCAGGGAGCUGCUGAAAAAGGAAGUUGCCUGGAAGCCAGGAAAAGAAAUGUUUCUAGCAGACGCCCUGUCGAGGUUUCCAAACGAAGCACCCUUGCGAGAGGAAGCAGAACAUUUUUAUGUGAACGUAAUCGAAUGCUUGCCUGUUUCAGACAAACGUCUGAACGAUGUAAUGGAAGAAACCAACCGGGACCCCAGCAUGACGAAGCUCCGAGAGUACGCAGGUGAUGCUUGGCCCGAAAACAAAAGGGAGGUUCCAGCCGAGAUCCGAACCUACUGGAACUACCGUAAGGAAAUGCACGUCCAGGACGGACUCGUGUUUCGCAGCAAUAGGCUCGUCAUCCCCGCGAGGCAACAGAGGGAAGUACUUUCUGUGCUGCACUCCGCGCAUGGAGGCGUCAGAAAAAUGAAGUCAAGAGCAAAAGCCGUGAUUUUUUGGCCCAACAUGGGAAGCGACAUUGAGCAAAUGGCAAAGAAUUGUGCCGAGUGCCAAAAGUAUAAACCUAAGAAUGUGAAGUUGCCUCUACUCAGCCAUGACAUCCCGAAAUUGCCAUGGCAGACCAUCGGAAUCGACUUGUGCUACCACAAUGACCAAGAAUUUAUUGUUGUGGUUGACUUUUACUCUUUCUUUUUCGAAGUGAGAGCCCUCAACCGCUCGACUGCGAGCAGAGUCAUCACGGUCUGCGCAGACAUCUUCGCGGCACACGGCCUGCCAAAGACGCUGUGCAGUGACAAUGGUCCACCAUUCAACAGCCAACAGUUCACGGACUACCUCCGCAAGAUGGGCACCACGCACGUCAAGUCCAGCCCAUACCAUCCGCGCGCAAACGGGAUGGUGGAACGCGCGGUACAAGAGGCAAAGAAGCUCCUGAGAAAAUAUGCAUAUGGUAGUGUCGAAUACUACACCGCAUUACUGGAGUGGCGCAAUACUCCCAGGGAUGAUUAUCUCAAGUCACCAGUGCAUCGGCUGAUGGGACGACAGACUAGGACCCUUCUACCAGUACCCCCGAGCCACCUGGAGCCGAGCAUCGUUCGACCGCAAGUUGUCCAAAGACGUCUACGGCACUUCUGGAAGAAGCAGCGGACGUAUUACAACCCCACCGCCAGGUCUCUUCCCAAUCUAAAGGAUGGCGACCAGGUGACUGUCUACGACACCUUGGCCAAGACGUGGGCUCCAGCAGCAGUCAUUGGAGCAGCGGGUGCCCCUCGGUCCUACAUUGUCCAGGAUCAAGACGGACGAGAACUUCGCCGCACGAGAGAACACCUGAGAAGCACAAGCCAGGUCCCGAUGGCGACAUCACACACCACACCACCGACUUUGCCGCACCACCGACACCACACCACCGACGGUGGAAUUGCGCCGUAG
Molecule: messenger RNA, 1896 nt
Organism: Ixodes scapularis (black-legged tick)
Lineage: Eukaryota; Metazoa; Arthropoda; Arachnida; Ixodida; Ixodidae
Exons: 2
Coding region: 1-1896 (631 amino acids)
Biological process (GO): DNA integration
Molecular function (GO): nucleic acid binding
Source: RefSeq, a predicted model, not a curated record